GGGGAAGCUGUGGAAAAGGUUGGGACAGAGUGAUGGGAGGGCCUUCUCACCUAGGCUUAACCCUAUGGCCGCUUGUUGUGUGGUUGAAGAGCUAUGGUUCAAUUGCAAGUGAGAACUGCAGAUCUUCUCUAUGCUUUUCUUCAUUGUAAACUAAAAAUGACCUGAAGUAGCUGAGAUCUUGUACAAGCCAGAUGCAUCGACAACUAGCCAUCUUUAGUCACCAAUUUAUUUCAAAUUCCAAUAUUUUACGGACACUUAGCAACUCCACUUGGAUAUUUUCUCAACCUAGUUGCAGAAAUCAUGUAGCCAAUGGUUUUGCCAACUAUCGAUCACCCUCCUUUAAUCCAGUGCGCCCACAUGCACCAGAUCCUAAUGAUCCCUCCACUUUGAUGAAGGAGGAUGGGGUUUCAGUUUGUUGUCAAAUGUGGAUUGAGAAUUACCGUGAACCUGAUAGAGUUGUCACCAACUUGACUUCAUAUCUUCGUCGGUUUGAAUUGUGGGUAUUGGCAUACCAGAAGGUUUGUGCUGAUGAGACAGGUGCUUAUCUUCCUCGUAAUGCUGUGCAAAGGUCGGCUCUGGAAGAUUUGUUGGCUCUUAGAAAUGCUGUUCUUGAUAAUAGGUUCAAAUGGGGAGCUCGGCUGGACUUCUUUAUAAAAUCUCCCAAGGAUAAGACUGAUUAUCAGUCCUUGUCAAAGAGAAAGAUUAAAGCAAUUUUAACUACUACACAGCCAGCACCAUUUCAAGAUAAAAUUGUUCAGGAGGUUUUGCUUAUGAUUUUGGAGCCAAUUUAUGAAGCUCGGUUUUCACAGAAGUCAUUUGCAUACAGACCAGGAAGGAAUGCGCACACAGUCCUGAGGGUAAUUAGGAGGAAUUUUGCAGGCUAUUUGUGGUAUAUAAAGGGUGAUUUGAGUACAAUUUUGGAUGGAAUGAAGGUAGGCCUAGUGAUAAAUGCUUUAAUGAGAGAUGUGAGGGACAAAAAGAUUAUCGACCUAGUGAAAGCAGCAUUGACAAUGCCAGUCAUCACCAGUACUGUUGAUGAUGGGGAGAAAAAGAAGAAGAAGAGGAAGUACCAGAAGAAAAGGGUGCUAGCAGAGGAUGAGCCCAAGCCUGAUCCCUAUUGGUUGGAAACGUUUUUUGGAUUUGCCCCUGAGGAGGCAGAGAAAAUUCCAAAUUGGGGGCACUGUGGAAUUCUUAGUCCUCUGUUGGCCAACAUUUGCUUUGAUGAGUUGGACCGCUGGAUGGAAGGGAAGAUCAAGGAGUUUUAUCGUCCAUCAAAAAGUGAUGUCAUAUGGAACAGUCCUGAAAGUGAAGCAGAGCAAGGAAACACAUCCUGGCCAGAAUUUGUGCCCACAAGUGGACCUGAUAAAACCCGGAAGAUGGAUUAUAUACGUUAUGGAGGGCAUAUCUUAAUUGGUGUUCGUGGUCCAAGAGCAGAUGCUGCAACACUGAGAAAGCAAUUGAUUGAGUUUUGCGAUCAGAAGUAUAUGCUUAAGCUUGAUAAUGAGAGCCUCCCUAUAGAACAUAUAACUAAAGGUAUAAUGUUUCUUGAUCAUGUAUUAUGCAGGAGGGUGGUCUAUCCAACCCUUCGAUACACUGCUACUGGUGGCAAAAUCAUCAGUGAAAAGGGCGUAGGAACCCUUUUAUCAGUCACCGCAAGUUUAAAGCAAUGCAUUAAACAAUUCAGGAAGUUGAACUUCCUGAAGGGAGAUAGAGACCCAGAUCCUCAGCCUUGUUUUAGAAUGUUUCAUGCCACUCAAGCUCAUACCAAUGCUCAAAUGAACAAGUUUUUGUCAACCAUGGUUGAAUGGUACAGGUUUGCAGACAAUAGGAAAAAAGUUGUUAACUUUUGCUCUUACAUAGUACGGGGUUCCAUUGCAAAGCUAUAUGCUGCUAAAUACAAGCUCCGUUCACGAGCAAAAGUAUAUAAGAUUGGUUCCCGAAAUUUGAGCCGUCCGUUAAAGGAGAAAAAAGGCCAGUCGCCUGAGUACCAUAAUUUGCUGAGGAUGGGUCUUGUUGAAUCAAUUGAUGGCCUCCAAUAUACUAGGAUGUCUCUUGUGCCUGAGACAGACUACACUCCAUUUCCAGGUAAUUGGAUACCGGACCAUGAAAAGGCAUUGCUAGAAUAUAUAAAACUUGAGGAUCCAAAGACUUUGGAGGAACAAAGGAGUUCCAUGAAGGAACAAGGCCUUGUUUCACCUCAGGAUUACAUCUCUAUGCUUGUUUGGAAUUACAAAAGAAGUUCUUCCUUGGUAGAUCAGGUUUCCUUAAUGCAGAGUGACGAAAGCAUUACAAAAAGCAAUCAGCAAUUGCUGGAAGGCUCCGACCAGGGCAAACAUAUUGACGUAGGCAAAGAAGAGGAAGAUACUGAUGAAAGGAUUGAUGAAGCACGGAUGUCACACAUGGUUUUGUAAUUCUGUAAUUUUUAUCUAGUAAUCUAUAACAUGUCAUUAUUAUUAUUUUUUUUCCAAAAGAAUGUUGCGAGAAAUUUUGGAGUCUCAAGUGGCAGAAAAUUUGACACUUUGAAGGUAGAAGUUUUCAAACUAUGUUUAGCCUGGUCCAUAUAUGAUGAUUAUCAGUGCACUUGUAAAGUUCUUUUCUAGUGUCUUAACUACAGCAGCACGCUGCAUGUUGAAUAAUGUAAUUAAUACUCUUGAAUAUGAUAUUGAGACCUAAGAGCGUAGAAGACUAAA
Molecule: messenger RNA, 2690 nt
Organism: Neltuma alba
Lineage: Eukaryota; Viridiplantae; Streptophyta; Magnoliopsida; Fabales; Fabaceae
Product: nuclear intron maturase 2, mitochondrial-like
Exons: 2
Coding region: 192-2411 (739 amino acids)
Biological process (GO): mRNA processing
Source: RefSeq, a predicted model, not a curated record